Dibothriocephalus latus is the source of this 771-nucleotide messenger RNA. The record is from the annotation of a GenBank genome assembly. NCBI's taxonomy places the organism in Eukaryota, Metazoa, Platyhelminthes, Cestoda, Diphyllobothriidea, Diphyllobothriidae.
UGCGAUGCAGUAUACUUCAUAGCAGUUGGCGCAUUUCCUGAGUCCUGGUUAAACGAAAUUGUACAAGCCGCCAUUCCCGUACACAUCGUUAUGUACGCUGUAGCUGAAAACACUUGCCUGGAUAGGUACCAAAACAGCCGUCAGAAAAUAAGUAGUCGUUUUCAUGCCUAUGUGGAGCCAUCAAUCUCGCAGCAACAGUUGACUCCGACCUCGCCGGCCAGCCUGGGCUACAUUGUUUCCGAUGACAGCCGUCUAAUUGUGGAAGAGAUGGAGAAAGCACGAAACUCUCUUGCACUCAUACAAAGCAUCAUUGCACUCCGGUCGAGUCAUUCACAUGUUGGUGAAGUAAGAUCUCAGAAAAGACCACCAUCUGAGCCCUUUGGUUGGCAUUCGCGCAAGUUAACGGAGGCCUGGCUUGCACGUUUUGGAGUAGUAGCACAGAAACUGACUGUUGAGGACGUUUUACCAGCCCUUUCUUUCCAGCACUGCGAUGGUUUUGUCCGGUUGCCGUCUGCACCAACCUGUUCUCCCCUGGAAUGUGGUGCUGUCAUUAGCCCCAAAUAUGUCAGCGCGGUCUACUGCCAAGACUUUGUGCACAUUUGGUGGAGAGAUGGCAGACUGUUUCACACCCAGGUGUCUCCACUGGACUAUCGACGAUAUCAAAAUCGAAUGCGAAUCUGCCUUGGACGCAUUAGGAGACGAAUUCGGCGCUUGGAAAUGGAUCCGCUGGGAUCUUUUUCUGUGAAACUUCAGGAUCAGGUUCGUUGUUAG